UGAUCAGGGAACAGCCGGAGGUGGGUACACAGGAGUUUGGAUUCAGGAAUGCAGAAGUGCGGGAACGAAGCAUGAAUGGCGAUGAUCUGGCAAAGACAGACCGUCCGCUGGGUCCUCUAUAUUCCAGGGUUAAUUAUUGCAGAUGAGGCGCAGGUGUCCGCAUCCCAAUCAGUGCAGGUGUGUGGGGAUCUGCACAGCCAGGGCUGGACCGGCAGGACCAUGAUAUUCACGCUCUUCUCAAAAUGGAACUAUCACUGGGCUCUGAUGGCCAAUGGAGAUCAGACAAAAGGCGAAACCUCUGACCUGCAGAGGGUCACCUCAGAGGAAGCAGAAAAAAACAAGCCAAGAAUCAAGUUCAAAAUUGUACCACCACCUCCUCCCAAACCCAAAAGUAAACCCCCACCAACACCUUCUCAGAGGGCGUCUCCUCAGCCUCUUCUCAUAGUGAGGCGUAAAGUUGAAGUGGACAUAUUUCGGUUACACUGGAGAGAGUCCUGGAUGUGUCUGAAACCACCAAAGUAUCUUUUUCUCAGGGCUAGUGAGUCAAAAAAAAGAAUCCAAGUAUUCACAGCUAUCGACGUCAGCAAGAACAAGUACAAACCUGUUGGAAAUGCAUCAGGCCCUGAGUACACAUCUAUUAAUGACUGGAAUCAAUCCUGGAAGCAGGUGAAGGGUACCACGCAGUCAGAGUGGUCGGAGGAGAAACAAUUCCAUUGGGAUAUUUUGCCCAAGAGAGCUCUUAUUAACUAUCCAGAAAUAGGAGUUUAUCAUCUUCCUGUAUGGGCUGGCACCUGGAAAAUUAUGAACUUCGCAUUCAGGCAACAGAAGCAAAAGUGGGAUUGUGAUUGGCCUGCUCUUCAACAAAGUUCCAAUCACAAGUUUGACAAAGUACAGCAGCUGUUGGAGCAGGAUGAGCCUCGAGGAUGGAAGGAUUCAUGGAGGCUUUUAAAACCAACAGUUCAUUCUGACGACUGUACAGUCUCUGAGCUCACAUUUGAAAAUAUGAAGAUAAAUGAUGUGCUCCUGCCCGGGUGGAACAAGUCCUGGCUGUUAUCUGCACCUCCUCUGCAGGAAGAAGAAACUCAUGAGAUUAUCUGGAGCUCUUGCUGGCUUUACAGGCUGCAGCUCAGGUGGUGCAUCUCCUCACUACAAUCCCAUCAAAAGCACAGCGACCUGAUGACAAGGAGACGUAAUUUUCUCAACUCCCUCCUCACAUCAGAAAUGAACGCUGGGAAUAGUGAUUUCACCGAGUGGUGGGAUUCUUGGAAGACUCUGAAAAGAUGGAACCCACCAGGAGAGGAAAUUGUUGAUGACUCUGAGAUUUCCGAAUCAAUUAGUGACGAAGAGGAAGAGGACAAAGGAGUGGACAGUGAUGAUGAGGAAGAUGAGUUAGAUAGUGAGGAAAUAGAAGAUGAAGAAUAUGGUGGCAAAGAUGAUGAGGACCAGGACGAAGAAGUAAAUGAGGAAGAGGAAAUGGAGGACGCAGAGAUUGAAAUCAACGACAAGGAUAUAAAUGUAAAGACAAAAACACAUAAUGGGGAAAAUGAACAAAGUGACACUGACAUGAGUGAGGAGGAUGAAGAAACAGAAAAUGAAAGAGAGGAGGCUGACGAGGAAGACGAAGAGAUGGAAGAGGACACUGAAACACAUGGGAUGAAACUGCUGAAUAGUCACAACAGCAUCCAAAAUGAGGAUGAUGAGGAGAUUGAAAAUGAGGACAGUGGGAUGAUUGAAGAUGAAAAGGAGGAGAAGGUGAAUGAACAGUAUCAAGGCAACAAUUUGAAUGAGAUGGAAGUAACGGAAGUGCACAAGUUGCUUGGAAACAAGCAAAUUAUGGAGGAUGAGCAAUUAAUUGUUUGGAACAUGGGCAAUGGGGUUGAUGCAAAUGAGGAGAAGGAGGACGAGGAGGAGGAGAAAGAGAAGGAGGAGGAGGAGGAAAAAGUUGAGACAGAUAAUCAGAAGUGCAUGGAGGAGCAUGGAAAGGAAGUCGAGGAAAAGCAAGUGUACCGGAACAUCACACUGCAGCUCAAGGAGAUAUUUCAAAUGAUUGCAAAUGACAAAAAAGAUGAUGAGGAGGAGAGCAAUGAUAAUGUAGACACGGAUAAGGAGGAAAAAAUAAUAACUCUCGUAGAAGAAAAGCCAACCAGAGAAACACAGUCUGACAGGAUAAACAGACUAGAUUGUACUGAUGAAGGGGAAGAAGAUGAGGAAGAUGUUCAGGGGGAGGAGGAGGAGGAAGAGGAGACUGAAGAGGAGGACACAAUUGAGGAGGAGAAUAAGCGGGUCAAGGAGGAAGAUGAUAAGAAUGAGAAAGACGGGGAUGAGGUAGAAGAGAAGGACGUGAAACAAAACAUUGAAGAGGAAGAGCAGGACAAAAUGGAACAUGAAAAGGAAGCUGCAACUGAUGAAGAGGACAAAGAAAACCAAAAGGAGGAAACUGGAGUGAAAACAGAUGCAGAAGAGGAUGACGAAGAUGAAGGGGUUUGGGGUGAAAGUCAUCAAUGGGCCAACAAUGAUACAGACAAGAACAAUAUGAAGAAACGAGCUGAUGGUGAGUGGGGGGAAGACAGCAAAGAACAAACACAGCAUGCAGAUGAAGAAUUACAGGAUGCAGAAGAAGGUGAGGAGGUCGAUGCUGAUGAUGUGACGCAACGUGUAUGUUUCGAUGAUGAUGCCGAGGGAGAUGAAAAAGAGCCUGAAAGAGAAGAAUGCAGUGAAGAUGAUGAAGAGCAGUUGAAUGAAGAAGAAGAGGAUGAUGUUAACGACAAUGAGGACAGCUCUCCCUGCAAAGCCCCCCAAAAUAAUGAGCUAAUUGUGAAAGCAGCACAUAAAACAGAAGAAGUCAUGGAGGACGAAAUCAAGGACCAGAAGUCCAGGAAGCCAAUCAAAUGCAAGCCGAGCGUCCCACUUCACCUGCAGUUCCACAAACUGAACAAUUCCUUCUCCUCGUGGAAGCAGUCUUGCACGGUGGCAGUGGCCCACAGAAUGAGUAAGGAACAUAACGAAGAUGGCGACAUGGAAGGAGAGCAAAACGAGCUGCAGGCUUGGCGAGAAUCUUGGAGGAUCUGCCGCUGGAGAAAGCCUCGUGACGAUGAAGUCUUGAGUUUUUUUACUCAGCAUCAGCGUGGGAAACACAAAGGACUGUUGCGUGACGAUGAUCUGCUGCUCAAGAGGCAAUGGACUCUCAGCUGGAAAAUGACCAAGAAGGGUGAAAACAUGAAAUAAUAAUCAUGAAAGGAGGAUGGCGAAGAAGCUCUAGUAUCUGAUUUGCUUUCGAACUAAUUCAAUCUAACUGGACUUUAGAGCUAAAAUUGAAAAAAAAAAAACGGUAUAUUGACAGAUAAUGUAAUAAGAAUCAUCAUCUUGGCUGCUUUAAACACAUACCAAACAUUAAUGAGCCAUCCGGCAAUCUCAAUUUGCAAUAUGUAAAAGACCAGCUAGAAUAGUUUGAAACAGGAAUACGCUUAGACACAAUGACAUCACAGGCUAUGAAAAAAAACAUUAUUCAAGUUACCAUUAAACAUUAUUACUAUCAUAGAUCCUUGCAAUACACACAUUUGCCUUUUAAGUUCUUGUAUGCUCACCAGUUUCAUAAAGUCAGAAUAUAUCAGAUUCCGAUUCUUAUUCGUUUCCCCCAAAAUUCUUCCAGUAUGAAAUAAUGGAAACAAAAGUUGUUAAAGAUCCUGUAAAGUGAAAAAUAAAUGUUUUA
Messenger RNA from Syngnathoides biaculeatus (alligator pipefish), 3709 nucleotides. Its product is annotated as glutamic acid-rich protein-like. The record is from RefSeq and is a predicted model, not a curated record. The coding region runs from base 76 to 3225 and encodes 1049 amino acids. The transcript has 5 exons. Lineage: Eukaryota; Metazoa; Chordata; Actinopteri; Syngnathiformes; Syngnathidae.